AUGCAUUCUUACAUGGAACUUGGAAGAAGAAGUAUAUAUAGACUACCCCUAGGAUGUAAUUCAGCUCAUGACAAGAAGAAUCAAACUAAUUCAGAUCACACCCUGUUCUUGAAGCGUGAUGAGGGAAAACUUACUGCAUUGAUUGUUUAUGUAGAUGACAUAGUCGUAACUGGAAAUGACACAGGAGAGCAACUAAAGUUGCAAAAGUAUUUGUCUAAGGAAUUUGAGAUGAAGGAUUUAGGUGAUUUGAAGUACUUUCUCGGAAUCGAAUCUGCUAACACACCCAUUGAGAUGAAUCACAAGUUGUGUGAAGACAUGGACCAAGAACCAACCAAUAAGGAAUAA
Messenger RNA from Prunus armeniaca (apricot), 345 nucleotides. The record is from the annotation of a GenBank genome assembly. Lineage: Eukaryota; Viridiplantae; Streptophyta; Magnoliopsida; Rosales; Rosaceae.